UGGAUCCAAGUCCCUCCCAGACAGAAGCUGGGGCAGCCUGCCGUCAGACUUUAGUCCAGUCGAUGUCAGAAUUUCUUCAUAAGUCGUUUUUGUUUCCUGAACGUUUUACCGCGUCACAGAAACGGUAGAAAGAUUGGGUCGUCCUUACGCAUGAAGUCAAACCUCCGGCCGUGCAUCAUGAAGGUACCUUUUGGCGCUCUGGUGAUCACUGCUGGUGUUUGCGGCAUUCUCAGCUUCGCCUUUUUGGCGACGUCCCUCGGAACCGAUCAUUGGUACAUCAUAGAGAUGAACCCGAUGAAUGCGACUGACUUUGAGGAUGUAAGCUCUCACUCAGGGUUGUGGCGCAUCAACGAAGGCGGAAAGAUCCAGGCUGAGUCCAUUGAUUCAUUUUCUGGAGAUUCCUCCAAAUACACCGAGACUGAGCUGCGCAUUCUGAGCAUGCACGGUGCCAUAGUGGUGAUGCUGCCCUUCAGCCUGGUUCUGUUGUUGUUUGGAGGAAUCUGCGGACUGGUUAGCUCCCUGGCUCGGAGCCCGGUUCUGCUCACCAGCACGGCCUUUUACUUCUUUGUCUGCAGUCUGCUGACUCUGUGUGGUGCAAGUCUCUACAUCAUUUACUCAUACCAGGCACUGGCUGAGACUGAAAGUCUGGUGGGACCCGAAGGUCUGGCCUACAUCCACACCUCCUUCGGCUGGUCUCUAGGUCUGGUCUGGCUCUCCUACGGCUUGGAGCUCCUCACUGGAACUUUGCUGCUCAUUGCUGCACAGAUGACCAAGCUGCAGCAAAGAGGUCCCACCAAGGCCUGAAACAGCUCUCCACACCCUGAUGUGCAAAAAUGAACCUGAAGCCAGAGUGAACUCAGAAGAACACCUACGGUGGAUGCAUCUGCCAUAAAAAAUUAACCUGCAUCUUUGCAAGUGGUGCAAGAGUUUCCCAGGAAGCAAAGAGUGAGUGAGGUGUGAUCAGUUGUCCCCUCUAGUGGUGUGUAUUGAGGUCACUUUUCAUUUAAUGUUGAUCAUUCUGUUUUAUUUGUGGCAAACAAAUCCUGAGUUUGAUGUAAAAAGUAAAAUCUAUAAAGUUGUCUUUAAGAUCAUACUUCCCAUAAAACUUUCCUCUCUUUUCAUCAUGUGAGUCCUAUUGGCUGUUUUCAGUUGGAUAAAGAACACAAAGUGUUAAUUGUUGACAUGUGACAUCGUACAGUGUGAUUAAAAUAAAUUUACUGAAACAUUAUUAUACAAUUUUGUUACAUGUAACAACUUAAAAUGUCACAGUGCUGCACCAUUUAUCCUUUUUCAGAGUUUACUGUACAGUUUUAUUCAUAUUUUAACUUUUCCAUGAAUUGAUGGGUAAUAACUUUAAGGGAUUCUAUUGUGAUUGUAUGGUGAUAGACCCAGGGUACUAGUGCAUGAUUGUUUUUAUUAAAUAAUAGUAGUUAAUAAAAAUCUAAAAACUGAA
Messenger RNA from Girardinichthys multiradiatus, 1453 nucleotides. RefSeq names its product transmembrane protein 235b (gene tmem235b). The transcript is spliced from 4 exons. The record is from RefSeq and is a predicted model, not a curated record. The coding region runs from base 151 to 804 and encodes 217 amino acids. Gene Ontology annotation, cellular component: apical plasma membrane. NCBI's taxonomy places the organism in Eukaryota, Metazoa, Chordata, Actinopteri, Cyprinodontiformes, Goodeidae.